AUGGAGAAAACCCUACAAAAUAAUAAUCAAAAUCAAAAUGGCCAAGAAAAGGAAUCAAGGCAGAAGAAUCAUAAUAAUAAUAAUAAUAAUGGCAAGAAAAAGCCACAACAAGAGAAGAAGCAAAAUGGCAAAGAAAAAGAAGAGCUCCCAAUGAUGUCAUUAAACCAUGUUUCAAGACUUUGUAAGUCGGUUGAGGACUCGGUGGAGUUCUACACGAAUACGUUGGGGUUCGUGUUGAUCGAGAGGCCUCAAGCCUUUGAUUUCGAUGGGGCGUGGUUGUUUAAUUAUGGAAUUGGGAUUCAUCUUGUCCAAGCUAAAGAUGAAGACAAGUUGCCUCAUAAUAAUGAUGAUUUGGAUCCCAUGGAUAAUCACAUAUCAUUUCAGUGUGAGGAUAUGGAAGCCUUGGAGCGAAGAUUGAAGGAUAUGGACAUAAAGUACAUAAAGAGAACAGUUGGAGGGAAGGAGGAUGGAGAGAUUGAUCAACUUUUUUUCAAUGAUCCAGAUGGAUUUAUGAUCGAGAUUUGCAACUGCGAGAAUGUGAAGCUGAAGCCACAGGGGUCUAUCGAUCGGAUUAAAUUACCAUAUGAUAAGCAUAAUCCUCCUUUGGAGCUUAACUCGAACACUGCUAAAGCUAGCUGAUUUCGAGUAAUUCGAUUGUUGUUGUUAUAGUGAGUUAUUCACUUAUUUGGGUAAUUUGUACUAUUAGUGAUAUGAU
Molecule: messenger RNA, 715 nt
Organism: Erigeron canadensis
Lineage: Eukaryota; Viridiplantae; Streptophyta; Magnoliopsida; Asterales; Asteraceae
Product: metallothiol transferase FosB
Exons: 2
Coding region: 1-639 (212 amino acids)
Source: RefSeq, a predicted model, not a curated record